Drosophila bipectinata is the source of this 849-nucleotide messenger RNA. It is a transcript of the gene cag, whose product is annotated as cag. Gene Ontology annotation, molecular function: DNA binding. Gene Ontology annotation, cellular component: nucleus. The record is from RefSeq and is a predicted model, not a curated record. NCBI's taxonomy places the organism in Eukaryota, Metazoa, Arthropoda, Insecta, Diptera, Drosophilidae.
UUCUGUCAGUCUGUCUGAAAUCUGUUUCGUUCCUAGAGGUCAAAUUCUGUAAAUUGAAAUGAAAGAAUGCCACCACGCAGAGCCGUUGGACCACGGAUGUUGUUAACCGUAGAGAAGAAAAUCGAGCUGAUAGAGACCCAGGAACGGGAACAGCUUAGCGUAAGAGACCUGGCGAAAAGAUUCAAUAUUGGAAAGACACAGGCCUCUAAAAUCAUUCAAAAUAAAGAAGCCAUCCGACUGGAAUUGAGGAGCGGAAUGAUACGAAGGACCCAAAUACGGCGAAAUCCCCUGACCCAGCAGGGAUCUCACAUUGACGAAAUGUGCUUCGAAUGGUUCUCCAUGGCCCGGAGCGAAGGAAUGCAACUGAACGGCGAGAAAGUCCGCGAAAAAGCCAGAGAGCUGGCCGAGGAAGCUGGGUACUCCGGGUUUACAGCCUCCGCCGGAUGGCUGCAGAAGUGGCAGAAACGCCACAACAUAUCGUUCAACCCGCUUGACGACAGUCUAGCUAUGCCGCAAUUCGAGGCGGUUCUAGUGAAAAGUGAACCCAUAUUGCCGGACGAUGACUGCUCCGCCACAAGUGUAAUCCGCCCCAUAUACAACAUCGACGAGGCUAUGAUGCAGCUGUCCCGCCUGAAGGAAUUUGCCAAAGAUGACUACAUAUCGUACCAACAACUGCUGAGUCUGGAGAAUCAAUGGAACUGGAAGUGGAACACCAUGAAGAAGAAAGUUCCCUGACCUCCAUAAUAUUUCUCAUUUGUUUCUGAGCCAAAGUAGAUUAAUUUGUAGGAUACUUUAUUGAAAAACCAUAUAUAAUUGUAAAAUAAAUAAAUACACAUGCAUCUGGAGUAA